UUUAUUUUUAUUUUACCUGAUUAUUUGCCUCAAUUAAUAUAGAGAAGAUAUCAUUUCCUUCCACAAACAGACCCAUGAAGUCAAAUGGUGCAGCGUUUUGUGAGAGUUGAUACUUGACCAACGGAAAGGGGAUCUCAAUGGACAACACCAAGUCUCUUUUGGCACUCGAACCAGACGAUGAUGGCAGAGUCAAAAGAACCGGGAAUGCAUUAACGGCUAGCAUACACAUUAUAACGGUGGUGGUUGGGGCAGGGGUGCUGUCUCUGGCAUGGGCCAUGGCCCAACUAGGGUGGAUUGCUGGUGUAGCCUGUAUCCUUGCCUUUGCAGGUGUUUCCAUUUUCACAUACAAUCUUGUAGCUGAUUGUUACAGAUAUCCACACCCUGUUACUGGCACCAGAAAUUACACUUAUAUGCAGGCUGUCAAGGCUUACUUAGGUGGAACAAUGCAUGUGCUUUGUGGAUUAGUUCAAUAUACGAAGCUCGCUGGGAUCACAGUGGGCUACACAAUAACUUCGUCCACAAGCUUGAUAGCAAUAAGGAAAGCAAUUUGCAUCCACAAUGGAGGAGAUUCAGCUUCGUGCAAGUUUUCGAAUAAUGCCUUUGCGAUUGGUUUUGGAAUCUUGCAAAUUUUCUUGUCUCAAAUCCCAAACUUCCACGAGCUCACAUGGCUCUCAACUCUUGCAGCUAUAACCUCUUUUGGUUAUGUAUUCAUUGGUAGUGGGUUAUGUCUCGCGGUUAUCCUCUCAGGAAAAGGAGCAGCAACCAGCAUAAUAGGAACUAAACUACCUAUUGAAGACAAACUUUUGAGGGUUUUCACUUCAAUGGGAAACAUAGCACUUGCAUGCACGUACGCUACCGUUGUUUAUGAUAUAAUGGACACAUUGAAGGCACAUCCACCAGAAAAUAAACAAAUGAAAAGAGCUAAUGUGAUGGGAGUCACAGCAAUGGCAGUAUUGUUCUUGCUGUGCAGUGGCCUUGGCUAUGCUGGGUUUGGUGACAACACACCUGGAAACAUCUUAACCGGAUUUACCGAACCUUUCUGGUUGGUUGCAUUGGGGAAUGGGUUCAUCGUAAUCCACAUGAUUGGAGCGUAUCAGGUGAUGGGUCAACCAUUCUUUCGAUUAAUUGAAAUGGGUGCUAACAUGGCGUGGCCACAUUCGGAUUUCGUAAACAAAGAACAUCCAUUCAUGAUAGGUGGUGUAAUGGUUCGUUUCAACUUGUUUAGGUUAAUUUGGAGGACAGUUUUUGUGAUAUUGGGCACAAUUCUUGCCAUGGUAAUGCCAUUUUUCAGUGAGAUUCUUUCUUUUCUUGGAGCAAUUGGGUUCGGGCCACUAGUUGUCUUUUUUCCCAUACAAAUGCACAUUGCCCAAAAGCACAUUAGAAAACUAUCACUUAGGUGGUGCUGCCUCCAACUCUUAAGUGGCUUAGGCUUCAUUGUUUCAUUGGCCGCUGUAGUUGGUUCAGUUCAUGGAAUGAUCAAGAAUUUCCAUAAAUACAACCUUUUUAUGUAUAAACAAUAGUCCCUUGGAAAUCAAAAUCUAAAAUGAAUGCAACUAAUUACAACCUUUUUCUGCAUAAUACUUCUUCUACUUCUACUUUUAUGUCGACCUUGGAGGAAAGACAUCAAUGGCAAUUAUAUAUAUAGGUCACAUUGGCUAACUAAUAUCUUGUUAUUCCAUUUACUUUUACUUUUCAA
Cajanus cajan (pigeon pea) is the source of this 1696-nucleotide messenger RNA. Its product is annotated as amino acid permease 8. The record is from RefSeq and is a predicted model, not a curated record. Lineage: Eukaryota; Viridiplantae; Streptophyta; Magnoliopsida; Fabales; Fabaceae.